Molecule: messenger RNA, 723 nt
Organism: Penicillium manginii
Lineage: Eukaryota; Fungi; Ascomycota; Eurotiomycetes; Eurotiales; Aspergillaceae
Product: YdeI/OmpD-associated family protein
Exons: 1
Coding region: 1-723 (240 amino acids)
Source: RefSeq, a predicted model, not a curated record
AUGUCAUCAAAACCACCCCCUUCCGAUCUCCCAAUCCACGCCUUCCCCGCCGCCUCAGCCCUGGAAGAAUUCCUCGAACACGAACACCUAAAAUGCCCAGGCUUCUAUCUCAAACUUGCCAAAAAGGCCUCCGGCAUCAAGUCAAUAUCCGCCGCUGAAGCCGUAGAAACAGCACUAUGCUUCGGCUGGAUUGACGGACGCGCAAACGGAUUCGAUCAGGACUGGUGGCUUGUACGAUACACGCCACGCCGGGCAAAGAGUAUCUGGUCCCAGAAGAAUGUCAAUACGAUCAGUCGCCUGAUCGAAAUGGGCCGAAUACGCCCUGCUGGCUUGGCUGCUGUGGAGGCUGCGAAGGCUGAUGGGCGCUGGGAGCGUGCUUAUGCGGGGCCCGCGACUAUAACGGUCCCUGAUGACUUCGCUACGGUUCUGAAGGAGAAUUCGGUUGCGGAGGCUUUCUUUGAAUCGUUGAAUAAGAGUGAUCGGUAUUCUGUGCUGUGGCGCGUUCAAACAUCGUCCCCGGCGGCGCGAAGUAAGAAGAUCGCGACUUUGGUGGCGAUGCUUGCAAAGGGAGAGCGACUCACGGUAACGAAUACAUCCUCGGUAAAAUGCAAGAAGGCGAGGGUAUCUGAUGGGGUUUCUGUUAAAAAAAAGAAGGCUGAGAAACCUAUAGUGACGAAGCCGAGGCGAAGUGGCCUUCGGAGUUCAACUCUAACUGAGAAAUGA